Molecule: messenger RNA, 2187 nt
Organism: Paramisgurnus dabryanus
Lineage: Eukaryota; Metazoa; Chordata; Actinopteri; Cypriniformes; Cobitidae
Gene: tmed8
Product: transmembrane p24 trafficking protein 8
Cellular component (GO): Golgi membrane
Source: RefSeq, a predicted model, not a curated record
GUAGCUGUAUGAGUGGCAGCCCCUCAGAUAAUACUUCUGCCUUCACUGUACGUAUUUACAAAUUAGCGGACUUCCUGGCGUGUUGUGAAACGGUAUUUGUAUAACAACGGUGCAGCAUCACACUCUUACGAAGGUUUUGUAUUUUUAAUGAGGGGAAACUGAAAGAUACCCGUGAGACAGUAAAGUUAGUUAUGGAGAAACUAGAGACAUCAGAGCUCCAGUCAAGGCUGUCCUCGCUGUCUGUAUCAUCUUUCCCCGGUAUAACUUCAAAAAACUGUGAAUCAGACUCUUUAAACAGACUUCAAAGCACAGACCUUUCACGGACAGUACUCCAACCGGACAACCAAACCAAGAUGGAUGAUAAUAGGAAUAUCCGACAAUCUCUGCAAUCUACUGAGGAGACCAGAGCAUCUCACGGGAAAGCAGGGGAAGGAGGCUCACCAGAGAGCACUGCCAGUGAUGGGACGUCACACUCUGGGGAGAAAAAAGCUCUUCCACCUGUUCAACCAGCAUCUACAUGGACCUCUGCAUCCCUGAAGGAGCUAAAAGCAAAACUGCGUCAAGAGAAAGACAGCGUGGUGACUAUCUACCGCGGAGAUGUUAUGACUGUCCACGUGCCUACCGUUCCUGAGGCCAAGCGUGUGUGCUGGGAGUUUGCUACAGAUGGCUAUGACAUUGGUUUUGGGGUCUACUUUGACUGGUCCCCAGUCACCAGCCGAGCCAUCACCGUCCACAUUAGUGAAUCCAGUGACGACGAGGAUGAAGAUGAGGAACUGGAAGGCCCUGUUGUUCCUGGAGAUGUAGAGAAGGGCUCUAAAGCAACUGCCAACUCGAACUUGGGAGAGAUCUUGCCUGUGUACCGGCAGGACAGUCAUCUGGCAGUGCAGGGCGGCAGCCACGAUUUUCCAGGAGAUGGCACAUACUUGCUGAAGUUUGACAACUCCUAUUCACUUUGGAGGAAUAAGACUCUGUAUUACAGAGUUUACUACAGUGCCUGAGUAGUCAAGUGCAAAUUUCAAUUGAAAGUCUUAGUGAAGAUUAUUUUUAAUCAAUUCUGUAUAUGUGUAAGUCUUGCUAUUGUUGAUUGUGGUUUCAGAUAAUCAAAGUCCUAUCAUAGAUCAAAAAGUGUGCUUGUUUAUGUGAAUGGGAUCAUGAGUCUCAUGAUAUGUGCAAUGUGUUUUAUGUGUGCGCGCGUGCUAAAGGUCACGUAAAUAUUUCAUUUAAGGGUCCAUAUAUAUUUUAUAAUUGUAUUGUCUCGCACCACAACUGUGGCAUCGUAUAUCAGGGAUUACAGUAGGAAUCAGGGAUAGCUAUUUGGGUGGUGAUUCAGGUCAAAUACUUUUCAAACAGUUACACACACAUAUAUAUAACACAAUAAAUCAUGUUAGAAAAAUAAUUACAUUGAAUGUUAAGUUGAUUUUUUAUGUGCAUUGCGAGCAGGUUCACAAAGCCAUCAUCUGAGAUCAGAUACAUUAAUAUAGCCAAAAAGACAUAAACAGCCUGCACUAGAAGAGAUACUGUAUGUGGAGCUCAUAUACAGCCUAAUAUUUGUAUUGCAGUUGGAGACUGUACCUUGAUCAAGUCAGUCACCUGGGAUACUUCUCAUGGAAGUGGUUACGGCCUGCUUGUGUAGAACUUAAAAGAAAACCAUUUCCUGCUACAAAAGGCAGAUAAUUUAUUACAUAACUAAUUCAAUAUUUACAUGACCAAGUUACCAUAAAAGGUUGUCUGGCAUCUGUUGUUGUCUACAUUAAUGUCUUCUUUACCAAGGUGACUUACAAGACUGCCUGUAAGAUAUGGUUCAUGAUUCAAAUAUGUUAAUUGAAAAUACAUUUUUAUCAUGUGCAAUAUUUCACACAAAUUACAGACAGCAAAGAUUUUAUUAUAGUAUUUAGCUUUAUUUCAUGACUUCAUUCUUUAUUGUAUUAUAAAUACCACAUCACUAUGAAAAAGCCAGCCUGCACCCUUUUCUCCUGUAAUGGGUAUUUUCUAUACUUUAAAUUAUUUGCAUCGUGCUGCUGAAUUACCUUACAGCCAAUGUGCUUUUCUGCCUGCCUGUCUGUCUGUGUAUCUUUAUUUGUAUCAUAUAAAUAUAAUGUAUGUCAGUCAUAUUUUUCUUGUUUUUUUCUUUUGCUGUAUCAAUUUCUUUUGGUGUUUGUUGUUCAUAAUAAACUACUGAUGAAUUCA